AUGGUACAGAAUCCGACAACUCCAAUACAAAGCUUGAGUCCAGUUGCUACUGAAUAUGAUGACAAUCCUGCCAGUUAUUUUGGCAUUUCUGGGGUACAAUCAAUAGUAAAUCCAGUAUUUCCACAAUCUCAUAUGAUAAACAUUUAUCAGCAACCAAUGGCUCCUGAUUGCCCACAUAUUGCUAAGUUGGACAAUAUUUCGAAUAUAUUGAAAAGAACGUGUUACAUUUGUGGAAACCUUGGCCAUUUUGCUGAUUCUUGCACUUCUUCCCAGAGACUUUGUUAUAAUUGCAAACAGCCAGGUCAUAAAUCAAGUGAAUGUCCUAAUCCCAAAAGCAAGAGUAAUAAGCAAUGUUAUUUGUGUCACAAGAUUGGACAUGUUCAAGCUGAAUGCCCUGACAGGGAAAAAAUUCUACAAAAUCAAUGUCAGCUAAACCAGGUACCAGAAUAUCAGAGACAGCUGCAAUUGAACGAGCAAAUGAUGAAUCAGGCUCAAAUGGUUUCUACAAACUUACAGAGUCAUAGUCACCAAACAUAUAAUUCAUCUAUAGAUAACCUCAUACCCAAUGACUUCAAUUAUUGGGGGUAUUACAAUAGCAUGUAUUAUCAGCCAGCUUUUCCACCAACAAAUACAAUUUGUUACCAGCCAGCUUUCCCUCAAACAAAUCCAAUAUAUUAUCAACCCUCUCCGUAUAUUCAUUUAGGGUAUACACAACAACUGCUACCAGUGCAUAGCUUCCAAUCUUCAUUUGACUCCUAA
Molecule: messenger RNA, 759 nt
Organism: Saccharomycopsis crataegensis
Lineage: Eukaryota; Fungi; Ascomycota; Saccharomycetes; Ascoideales; Saccharomycopsidaceae
Exons: 1
Coding region: 1-759 (252 amino acids)
Biological process (GO): positive regulation of cytoplasmic translation
Cellular component (GO): cytoplasm
Molecular function (GO): mRNA binding; translation regulator activity; zinc ion binding
Source: RefSeq, a predicted model, not a curated record